Molecule: messenger RNA, 2136 nt
Organism: Physella acuta
Lineage: Eukaryota; Metazoa; Mollusca; Gastropoda; Physidae
Product: isocitrate dehydrogenase [NADP], mitochondrial
Biological process (GO): NADP+ metabolic process; isocitrate metabolic process
Cellular component (GO): mitochondrion
Molecular function (GO): isocitrate dehydrogenase (NADP+) activity; NAD binding; magnesium ion binding
Source: RefSeq, a predicted model, not a curated record
UCGUGUGUGUUCCGGUGCCUCUCCAAGUCUUUCAACUCACAAGUUCUCUAGGGUCCUGAUAAAUUUAUCAAUAUGGCUAAGUCACUAGUUUCCAUCGCAAAAUUUGUGUCAAAAGUAGGCAGCAAUGCACAAAAUACAGCAGUUGUUGCUUUUGCCAACACCACCCAAACAAGAAACUAUUCAAGCACAAAAAGGAUUAAAGUCAGCAACCCAGUUGUAGAGCUUGAUGGAGAUGAGAUGACUCGUAUCAUCUGGGAGAAAAUCAAAGAGAGGCUGAUUUUCCCCUAUGUUGAUGUUGACUGCAAGUACUAUGACCUUGGAUUACCCUACAGAGACCAGACAAAUGACCAGGUGACCAUUGAUUCUGCCGAGGCCAUCAAGAAGUACAAUGUUGGCAUCAAGUGUGCCACCAUCACCCCUGACGAGCAGCGUGUGGAAGAAUUCAAGCUCAAGAAAAUGUGGCUUAGCCCUAAUGGAACAAUCAGAAACAUUCUGGGUGGUACAGUUUUCCGUGAGCCAAUCAUCUGCAAGACCAUCCCACGUCUGGUCCCUGGCUGGACACAGGCUAUUGUCAUUGGUCGUCACGCUCAUGGUGACCAGUAUAAAGCAACUGACUAUGUAGCUAAAGAGGAGGGAACUCUAGAACUAGUUUUCCACCCAGCCAAGGGAGGUCAGCCUGUCAAGAUGCCAGUGUUUACCUUCAAGAAUGGCGGAGGUGUUGGCAUGGCUAUGUACAAUACUGAUGAGUCUAUCAAUGGUUUUGCCCAUGCCUGCUUCCAAUACGCCUUGAUGAAAAGCUGGCCUCUCUACAUGAGCACAAAGAACACCAUCUUGAAGAAAUAUGACGGCAGGUUCAAGGACAUCUUUGAGGAGAUUUACAUCAGCAAGUACAAGCCAGAGUUUGAGAAGAAAAAGAUCUGGUACGAGCACAGACUCAUUGAUGACAUGGUGGCCCAGUGUCUCAAGUCUUCAGGUGGAUUUGUCUGGGCCUGUAAGAACUACGACGGUGAUGUGCAGUCUGACAUUGUCGCUCAGGGCUACGGAUCUCUUGGUUUGAUGACCAGUGUGUUGGUGUGUCCUGAUGGGAAGACUAUUGAAGCUGAGGCCGCUCAUGGUACAGUCACCAGGCAUUACAGGGAACACCAAAAGGGCAACCCCACAAGUACAAACCCCAUUGCCAGCAUCUACGCAUGGACCAGAGGACUUGAACACAGAGGAAAGCUUGAUGGAAACGUUGAGCUCCAGAAAUUUGCUCAGAAGAUGGAGAAGGCUUGUGUGGACUGUGUUGACAGUGGCAAGAUGACCAAAGAUUUGGCUGCAUGUAUUUAUGGUCUUAAGAAUGUGAAAGCUAACCAGUACCUGAACACAAUGGACUUCCUGGAUGCCAUUGCUGAAGAAUACGACAGAGCAAAGUGAAGACUACAUUAGAAACAAGGACUACUUAAUUUGUUUUCAUAAUAAUGUCAUCAUUUAAAAUAUUAGAAACAGUUAUUUUUUUGUACUUAUCAGGUGUUAUGUAAACAAUUACACCCGUUUUUAUUUUAGAGUUAAUGGAAACAUUGUUUAGCAUAGUAGAAAUUUUUCUUCAAUGAAGAAUAACAAUUCAUUCAUUUGAGGUUUUAAAGUGUAACUAGUUGCAAAAGAAUAUGUAUUUAUUGUAAUUUCAUUCAGUUUGGAACAUUUAUUGUACCAAUUUUUAAUGUAGCUAAUGUUAAACAGCUGGUUACAGAUCUGUUAGUGGAUAUCCAAUUCUGGUUCAUGUUAAGAAUGAAAGUGUGUUAGCAUCAUGUUCUUUUACUGUUGUGGUAAAAUAUUGGAGAGCUUUAAAGGUUACUGUAGGGUAAUAAUUGUGUGUAAUUAGAUUUAUUGUUGCAUAUCUAUUGUAACAGGCCAUGAGUGGUAUACCCUUAUGUGGUACAGUCAUCAUGGUGUUCAUGUUCAGAUUAAGUCACUUUUAGGUUUGUUGAGAGCAACUGUUUGAAUGAACAUGAGAACUAGGGUCAUCAAUAAACAUGACACAAUUUUUAUGACAUUGUUGUGUGAUCUAUGCAUAAAAGAAGCAACCCUGUUCACAAUAUUCCUCCUCAUAAUAUUCAGGUUGGCUAGAUAACACAGUAGAAUAAAACGUCUAUUUUA